AUGGCUACAUUGGAAGAAUAUCUAUCACAAGCUACGGCUCCAGGUCCCGAUCGACAGCUGACCGGCUGUGUUGUGAUGGCUGCGAACAAAGAUGGCAUCGCAUACUCCAAGAGCUUCGGCUCAAUGUCAGUAGAUCCAACCUCGCAUCUCUAUUCUGAACCCCUCACCCCGGACACAACAAUGUGGAUUGCAUCCAACACAAAACUCAUGACGGCUAUCUCUGCAUUGCAAUGUGUGGAGAGAGGAUUGCUAAGCCUAGAUGAUGAUGUUUCCAACAUCCUUGAGGAGUGGAAAGCUCCCGAGAUUCUAGUCGGAUUCGAGGACGACACCGGGAAGCCAAUCGUUCAAAAGGCGAAGAAUAAAAUCACACUUAGAUUGCUUCUCACGCACCAGAGUGGUCUGGGAUAUGACUUUCUUCAGCCCCAACUAACACGUUUCUCAAAGUACAUGGAAGCCAACGGAAAAGCGGGCAUCCAGCCUAUCCCCAAAAUGUACCUAUUUCCACUACUUCAUGAACCAGGCACUUCCUGGUCAUACGGUGUCGGCCUCGACUGGGUCGGUCAGAUGAUCGAGCGCGUGACCAACCAAACCCUAGGCGCGUACAUGGAAGCAAACAUCUGGAAGCCUCUCGGAAUGACCUCCACCACUUUCCGGAUACAAGAACGGUCUGAUAUCAAAUCUCGGCGCGCAGACAUGUCCAUGAGAAUUGCUGAUGGAACUCUGAUCCCCAGCCCGACACGCUUUGUCUCCGACGAUCUUCCGGACGACCACGGUGGUGGGGGCCUCUUCUCCUGUGCAGCAGAUUACAUGAAGCUUUUAGUCUCAGUUCUAAAGAAUGAUGGUACUCUGUUGACAUCGAGCAGUAUGGAGGCUCUAUUUAUGCCAUGCCUCUUCCCCGAUGGAAUUAAGGCACUGCGAGAUAACAGAGCAGCAAUUUACAAGGGCUUUCGAGAAGGUAAAAUAGGCUCCAAGGCAGAGAAAAAGGUCAUUCAGCCUUAUGAGAUGAAUCAUGCCCUUGGUGGCCAGAUAUCAGAAAGAGAUUGGACAAAUGGCAGAAAGGCAGGGAGCAUGAAUUGGUCCGGGCUCCCCAACCUCAGCUGGUUCAUUGAUCGCAAGUCAGGCAUCGCACUGCUUUAUUCUAGCCAAUUAUUGCCAUCGAGCGAUCAUGUCACUAGGGUGGCAUUUGAGAGGUUUGAAUAUGCGGUAUACAACGGGGAGCUUGGCGAUAUUGGUUCUUUAGGCUCGUAG
This is a messenger RNA of Talaromyces atroroseus, 1248 nucleotides long. RefSeq lists its product as hypothetical. The record is from RefSeq and is a predicted model, not a curated record. The transcript is spliced from 3 exons. The coding region runs from base 1 to 1248 and encodes 415 amino acids. NCBI's taxonomy places the organism in Eukaryota, Fungi, Ascomycota, Eurotiomycetes, Eurotiales, Trichocomaceae.